AGCAGGGUCGACUUUUCCUUAAAGCUUGUGAAUCUUGCAUUUCACUCACCCUUACACAAAACAAAACAGGUGAAAUUUGCAGAGAGCUUUGACUGGGGUUCCAAUGGCGGAAACCACUAAAGCCAAAAGUAUGCCAGAAGCUGAGAAGAAAAAAGACCAAAGCCUCCCGUUCUACCAACUCUUCUCUUUUGCGGACAAGUACGACUGUUGUUUGAUGAUUGCGGGAAGCUUGGGAGCCGUAGUUCAUGGCUCUGCCAUGCCGGUUUUCUUCCUCUUAUUUGGAGAUUUGGUGAAUGGAUUUGGUAAAAAUCAGUCCAAUUUCAAGGAAAUGACUGCAGAAGUCUCCAAGUAUGCGCUCUACUUCGUCUACCUUGGACUCAUUGUGUGCUUGUCGUCCUACGCUGAGAUUGCUUGUUGGAUGUAUACGGGAGAGAGACAAGUGAGUACACUGAGGAAGAAGUAUUUGGAAGCAGUGUUGAAGCAGGACGUUGGGUUUUUUGAUACAGACGCAAGAACAGGUGAUAUUGUUUUCAGCGUCUCCACUGAUACCCUUCUCGUCCAAGAUGCCAUUAGUGAGAAGGUGGGCAACUUCAUACACUAUCUUUCAACCUUUCUUGCCGGGUUAGUGGUGGGUUUCAUAUCGGCGUGGAGGCUGGCACUGUUGAGUGUGGCCGUGAUUCCAGGGAUUGCUUUUGCUGGUGGUUUGUACGCAUACACUCUCACAGGCCUUACUUCCAAGAGUCGAGAAUCUUACGCCAACGCAGGCAUCGUCGCCGAGCAGGCAAUUGCACAAGUUCGGACAGUAUACUCGUAUGUGGGAGAGAGCAAGGCGCUCAACUCCUAUUCAGAUGCGAUACAGAACACGCUAAAGCUCGGAUACAAAGCUGGGAUGGCCAAGGGCCUUGGAAUUGGAUGCACCUAUGGUAUUGCAUGCAUGUCGUGGGCACUUGUGUUUUGGUAUGCCGGAGUUUUCAUUAGGAAUGGACAGACUGAUGGUGGGAAGGCUUUCACUGCAAUUUUCUCUGCAAUUGUUGGUGGCAUGAGUUUGGGUCAGUCGUUUUCAAAUCUUGGUGCAUUUAGCAAAGGGAAAUCAGCUGGAUACAAGCUUAUGGAGAUUAUCCAGCAAAAACCCUCCAUAAUUAAUGACCCUUCUGAUGGGAAGUGUUUGACGGAGGUUAAUGGGAAUAUAGAAUUCAAAGAUGUCACAUUUAGUUACCCAUCACGGCCAGAUGUCAUCAUCUUCCGGGAUUUCUCAAUUUUCUUCCCUGCGGGGAAAACAGUAGCUGUGGUUGGAGGUAGUGGAUCGGGAAAGAGCACUGUAGUUUCACUUAUAGAAAGGUUCUACGAUCCUAAUCAGGGGCAGGUGUUGUUGGACAAUGUAGAUAUAAGAACCUUGAAGUUGAAGUGGCUAAGGGAUCAGAUUGGUUUGGUGAACCAAGAACCUGCUUUGUUUGCAACUACCAUACUUGAAAACAUACUUUAUGGAAAGCCUGAAGCAACCAUGGUGGAAGUGGAAGCUGCUGCUUCUGCUGCAAAUGCUCAUAGCUUCAUUACUUUGCUUCCAAAUGGUUACAAUACACAAGUAGGGGAGCGAGGAGUUCAACUCUCUGGUGGCCAGAAACAGAGAAUUGCCAUUGCCAGAGCAAUGUUGAAGAAUCCAAAGGUGCUCCUACUUGAUGAAGCUACUAGUGCCCUUGAUGUAGGUUCUGAGACCAUUGUUCAGGAAGCUCUGGACCGCCUCAUGGUUGGUAGAACGACUGUUGUUGUUGCCCAUCGCCUCUCCACAAUAAGAAAUGUUGACACAAUUGCUGUUAUUCAACAAGGUCAAGUCGUUGAGAGUGGGGCGCAUGAUGAACUAAUUGCCAAGUCAGGAGCUUAUGCCUCCUUAAUCCGAUUCCAGGAGAUGGCAAGAAACAGAGACUUUGGUGCAACUUCAACCCACCGUUCAAGGUCAUCACGUUUGAGCCAUUCACUUUCUACAAAAUCUCUGAGCCUCAGGUCUGGUAGUUUAAGGAACUUGAGCUAUCAGUACAGUACAGGGGCUGAUGGUCGGAUUGAGAUGAUAUCGAAUGCUGACACUGACCGGAAGAACCCAGCACCUGAUGGCUACUUCUUCCGACUUCUGAAGUUGAAUGCACCUGAAUGGCCAUAUGCAAUAAUGGGGGCUGUUGGAUCAGUGCUGUCUGGAUUUAUUGGCCCGACCUUUGCAAUUGUGAUGAGUAACAUGAUCGAGGUGUUCUACUACAGAGAUCCUAAUGCCAUGGAGAAGAAAACAAAGGAGUUUGUGUUCAUAUACAUCGGGACAGGUCUAUAUGCUGUUGUGGCAUAUUUGACGCAGCACUAUUUCUUCAGCAUUAUGGGGGAGAACCUAACGACUAGAGUGAGGCGGAUGAUGCUUGCAGCAAUCCUAAGGAAUGAAGUAGGAUGGUUCGAUGAGGAGGAGAACAACUCAAGCCUCGUUGCAGCUCGCUUAGCUACUGAUGCAGCAGAUGUGAAAUCCGCCAUUGCUGAGAGAAUCUCUGUUAUAUUGCAAAACAUGACAUCGCUGCUGACGUCAUUCAUCGUUGCUUUCAUAAUCGAAUGGAGGGUUUCGCUCCUUAUCCUUGCAACAUUCCCUCUUCUAGUCCUAGCCAACUUCGCCCAGCAACUUUCUUUGAAAGGUUUUGCUGGAGACACAGCCAAGGCGCAUGCCAAGACUAGCAUGAUUGCAGGAGAAGGUGUGAGCAACAUCCGCACUGUGGCAGCCUUUAAUGCCCAGGACAAGAUUCUGUCCCUCUUCAGCCAUGAGCUAAGAAUCCCACAGAUGGGAAGCCUCCGUCGCUGCCAGUCUGCUGGCCUUCUAUUUGGACUUUCCCAGCUUGCUCUUUAUGCCUCGGAGGCUCUCAUACUCUGGUAUGGUGCACAUCUUGUCAGUAAAGGCACCUCUACCUUCUCCAAGGUCAUCAAGGUCUUUGUUGUCCUUGUCAUCACCGCCAAUUCAGUAGCAGAGACUGUUAGCCUUGCCCCUGAGAUAAUAAGGGGAGGGGAGGCUGUUAGGUCUGUCUUCUCCAUACUUGAUCGUUCUACCAAGAUUGAUCCGAAUGAACUAGAGGAUGAGCCGGUCGAAUCGAUCCGUGGGGAAAUUGAGCUGCGCCACAUCGACUUUGCUUACCCAGCUAGACCAGAGCUUAUGGUGUUUAAAGACCUCAACCUCAGGAUCCGAGCUGGGCAGAGCCAAGCUCUUGUUGGUGCAAGUGGGUCCGGAAAGAGCUCCAUAAUUGCAUUAAUCGAGCGUUUCUAUGAUCCAUUGGUUGGGAAGGUUCUAAUUGAUGGAAAGGACAUUCGGCGUCUCAACUUGAAGUCCCUUAGGCUUAAGAUUGGGUUGGUUCAACAAGAACCCGUUCUGUUUGCAGCCAGCAUUUUUGAGAACAUUGCGUAUGGGAAGGAUGGGGCCAAUGAGGCUGAAGUGAUUGAGGCAGCCCGGGCCGCCAAUGUGCAUGGGUUCGUGAGUGGAUUACCAGAUGGGUAUAAAACACCAGUGGGGGAGAGAGGAGUGCAACUCUCAGGUGGGCAGAAGCAGAGAAUUGCGAUUGCUAGGGCUGUGCUUAAGGACCCAGCAGUGUUACUAUUGGAUGAGGCUACAAGCGCGCUAGACGCAGAGUCAGAGUGUGUGCUCCAAGAAGCCCUUGAAAGGCUGAUGAGGGGGCGGACCACGGUGCUUGUAGCCCACAGGCUUUCAACCAUUAGAGGGGUGGACAACAUUGGUGUGGUGCAGGAUGGCCGCAUUGUAGAACAAGGCAGCCACACUGAGCUGGUCAGCCGAGUUGAUGGAGCUUAUUCUCGGCUCUUGCAGUUGCAGCACCAUCACAUCUGAAUACUUUUGAACUGUACUGGGUGGCAUGAUAUCUGGGUCCCCCAUGAACGUGAUUGAUAUCCCAUUCCCCCACUACCUCUUGGGUUCAACUUUUUUUAUUGUCCCAUUGAACGAUGAUGAUGAUGA
This is a messenger RNA of Telopea speciosissima, 3979 nucleotides long. Its product is annotated as ABC transporter B family member 19-like. Gene Ontology annotation, biological process: transmembrane transport. The coding region runs from base 104 to 3853 and encodes 1249 amino acids. NCBI's taxonomy places the organism in Eukaryota, Viridiplantae, Streptophyta, Magnoliopsida, Proteales, Proteaceae. The transcript has 11 exons. Gene Ontology annotation, molecular function: ATP hydrolysis activity; ABC-type transporter activity; ATP binding. Gene Ontology annotation, cellular component: membrane. The record is from RefSeq and is a predicted model, not a curated record.